This is a messenger RNA of Centruroides sculpturatus (bark scorpion), 2037 nucleotides long. RefSeq names its product lactadherin-like. The transcript has 12 exons. Bases 136 to 1719 code for a protein of 527 amino acids. NCBI's taxonomy places the organism in Eukaryota, Metazoa, Arthropoda, Arachnida, Scorpiones, Buthidae. The record is from RefSeq and is a predicted model, not a curated record.
AUCGCUUCUUUAUAUGACAGUGCAUUCGAAAUAUCACAUAUUGAGAGAUAAGCCGAAUCGCCCUGAAGCUCAAGAAUUAUCCAUCCAUAGGUGGGAUGCAAUUUUCACCUCACCCAAACAAUCAGAUCGAGAUAAAUGGAUGCAUUCUAUUCGAUGCUCUGGAUGAUGAUAGUAGGAUUGUUAGGACCUGUUUUUAAAAUAAAGGCAGAAUUAACGGGGUGCAGCCAGCCUCUAGGUCUAAUGUCAGGUUCAGUUAAAGAUUGGCAGAUCAGUGCCAGUUCCGUGUUGUCUUCUUCAAAAGAACCUGGGUGUCAGAUGAGAUAUGCUAGGCUUUACCAGCUGAGUGGGCACGCCUGGUGUGCUGGACAUAAAUCCGCUUUCGAAUGGAUUCAAAUCGAUUUAGGAGUUGCAGCAAAGGUGACUGGAAUUAUGACACAAGGGAGAGGAGACGGUAAACAAUGGGUCACGUCUUACUUUUUAUCUCAUAGCUCCGAUGCUUUUCAUUGGAAAUAUUGUACGGAUUCUUAUGGAACAAGAAAGGUUUUUAUAGGAAAUUCUGAUUCUCAUACAAUUCAACAAAAUUACCUAGAUCAUCCAAUUAAAACACGAUUUCUAAGAUUGCAUAUAUUAGAAUGGAACGAUCAUCCUAGUAUGAGAGUUGAAAUUCUUGGAUGUCAAGAAUGCAACCAAAUCAUUAGUUUACCGCCACAAGCCAAAAUGAGUGCCUCAAGUUGGAGACCAUGGAACAAACAAAAAACUUGCAGUCCUGAUGAUGGUCACAUAUAUAGUCAGAGUGGUUGGUGCGCUCGAAAGAAUGACGCCAAUCAGUGGCUUCAAGUCGAUUUAGGACCUCCUACAGUGGUUACAGGCUUAGUCACUAAAGGAAGAGGCGAUAGUAAGAGAAAACAAUGGGUGGCAUCAUUUCUUAUAUCAUACAGCAAUGAUAGUAAUAUGUGGUACUUUUAUAAAGAAGAUAGUUACCUGAAUCCAAAAGUCAAGGAAUUUGGUGGAAAUAUGGAUAAGAAUACGGAAAGGCAUCACUAUUUAAAUCAUCCAUUUGUGAGUCGAUAUGUAAGAAUCCAUCCAACUUCAUGGCACGGGAGAGUCAGUUUAAGAUUGGGUGUAAUUGGAUGUCGUCAUACAGGUGAUUGUGGUCCAGGAUUUUUCAGAAUACAUGACUGUACAGAAUGUGUGGAGAAUUUAGCUUAUCAAAAAGAAACCUGGGUAAACGAUAAAAGACAUGCCUGGGUUGGAUGGAAAUAUGGACAUUCUUCUUUUGCUGUGGAUGGAGAAGCAGACAAUCAACUUCAAAAAUGUGCUAUUCUCGAUAACUAUUAUGUGGAAUACCCGAUUUGGAUGGUUGACCUCGGACAAAAGAGAACUAUACGCGGUGUCGUGAUUGUCACUUGGCAGGGUAAAGGUCAGGAUCGAGCUACUCCUUACAGAGAUUAUGUUUAUAAAUUAGAUAAAUUAACAGUUUAUGUGGAAGAUAAGCCCAGAUUGGAAUCCAUUAUAACUGGCAAUAAAUGUGGAUCUGUAUCGAGAAUGAACGGAGCAGUUUUUCGUAAAAGGAUCCUCAUCGACUGCCCAGCUAAUAUGAAUGGCAGGUACAUAUACGUUAAAGCCACAGGAGUACCUAACAGUCAUCUAAAUACCUCAUAUCGACGGGGCUUAUGGUGCCAUCAUUAUAAUUCAUCUUUAACAUUUAACAAAUUCUAAGUGUUUUAACUUAUUAAAAUAUUCAUUUCAUCCAAAUUUGUUUUGGAAUAUAUACAAUAUAUAUAUUUUUCCCAACUUGACAAUGACUGCAGUCAUCGACAGUGCAAAGCAAUAACGGUUUUUUCUUUUUUGUGAAAAAUUCAUUCGAAGUCUUCCUUUUGUCACUGUUGAUGUUCGUUCGUUGUAAAGUUUGUUUUAAACUUUAAAAAAAGAGAGAGAAAAAGUAGAUUUUUGUCUAAUCAAUAAUGAAUUAAUUACAUUAUGCAAAUUCAGAAACUCUGUAAUAGUAAUUCAAUUAAUAAAAUAGAAUUAUAAUCA